CAAGUUCUGGAAAGUUCUGGAAAGGUUUCAUCACAACCUGAACAACAGUAAGACCGUGGCUCAUUACAGUCAGGCGUGCAGGAAAAUAUUCUGGGAACAAGAUGGAACCUGGUGCCUCUGACAUCUCACUGGAUUGGAUGAGAAGCAAUAAUGGUGUCCACAACUCUGAAGGCAAAGAAACACAACCUGAGCUAACUGGCCUAUGCGCAAAGCCUAUUCACACCGACUCAUGCAAUGCUGACUCCAGUUACACGGUCACCUGCACAGUUAGCAUGGUGCUGGCUGUGCCGAGAGGUCAAGAAGAUGUUCCAGUUAUGGCUCCAGAGGCAGAGAGGCAACCCAAGAAAGUCCAGCCUAAAUAUACUGUAGAGCUACCCAAAGUGCAGACCUAUUACCACAUAGAGUACAAUCUCCUGCCUGAUGAAAGUGAGCCAAUUAAAGUAGACCUGGUCAUGUGUGGUUCGAUGGCCAAGGUGUAUAUGGAUAAUGAGACAAAGGUGCUGAAGGCCUGGCAGGAGGGUGAUCACCUUUGGCUGGGCUGGUCUCAGUCUGUGAAGCUCAAUGUGACCAAGGAGCUGCUUAUAAAGAUGUCAUCACAUAACAUAACCUUCCGAGUCUGGGACACCAAGGACAGAGUGUCUCCCAAAGCAAAAUAUGACAGACCCAAAGCCUUCAGAUUGCCACAGGGAAGGAGAGUGGAGGAUACAGACCAAAGAGGUCCUAGUCUGGAUGGUGAACCGGAAAGUGCAGGUGGCGUAAAGGGUAUGGUGUAUAAGUUGCGAGCUCUUUAUGAGAAGCAGAACCCAAAAACUUCAACUUCCAAGAAAUACCAAGAGGACGUUACAUUAAAAGACUUCAAAGGACCUUCAAGCCUCAAGUGUGGCACAGACGAUCCCAAACGGUCCACUAUGGAGGCAAGUGAAGUCCGUGAGAGACCUCUAUCAUCUGCUGUUCCAAUUACUGAUGGAUUACAGGCACAAGAGGCAGCAUUUUCAACACAAAGAAUAUUGGCUUCUACAAAAAGUGGCACACUGAGGGAGAGCAGCUUGGUGCUGUCCAAGAAGAAACAUGCUCCUAAAACUGUUCAGGAGAGAGCAGCGGAGGAGGACUUGCGCAAAAAUGGAAUCGCCUCAGCUGAACUCAAGGCUAUAUAUUUUCUUGCAGGUGAAAUGUCACUGGUAGAUUGCUUGAUGAUCCGCUGUGCAAGAGUGAUUAAGAGCUUGUGCAGCAUCACGCUAGAUAAGCCAAUUCUGUCUGAAGAACUUAAGUCAGAGCUCAACCCACUGAUCAUCACAAUCUUGUCAGUAUCUUCUCUCCCAUCUACUCCUGUUCCCUUUUAUGAGCUUGAGCAAAAAUGCGUGCCUGUUUACUGCCAAUACAAGUUCCUCAACAUGCCUACCCACAGGACCAAAGGACUGAGUCAUGGACCCAACAUAUUCUUUAAAGACAUUAAUGUGAUCUUCACUGGACUUCUUAACUCUGAAGAGCUGCUUGAGUUCUUUAGUGGCCCACCAUUAGAGAUUGAGGUUCAUGACCGUGAUAGAAAAGCAAAAGAACCGCAUUCUAGUCCAUCAAUUUUUGGCACAGAGGCCACUGAUGACAAAUUAAGCAGCACAGAUUUAGUCCCCACCAAACAAACAACCUACAGCCCAUUUAGGGAAACGGGAAAACUCUGUGACCCAUAUGGUAUUGCCAAGCUAAAUUUUUCUGAUCUUCUUAGAGGGCAGGGUUGUUUGAAAUUCAACCUACCUAUAAGAGGUUCCCAUCCAGUGCAGUUGCUGGUCACUGACAAGUAUAAACAAGGGGAAAAUGAACCAGAGACAGCAGGUGCUCUGGAUGUCCAGGACAAGGUUAUGCCAAAUGGUCAUUAUCUCAAGGCGAACUCCGAGCUCAAGGUGCAGGUCGAAAUAGCACACCCCCCCAACGCUGACCCCGACAAAUGUGAACGGCAUUGUCCAUUUGGCCGCAUUAUUUACAUCUUCAAAUACAACAAUAUUGCUUUUCUGGAAAAACUGAAGUCUGAAAUUUUAAGAAUCAAUACAGCUGCGUUUCAAAAGCAUCACUAUGAUAAGGAAACGGACCAAAUGUUCUUACAGGAUCAUGUGAUGGAUGCUACAGAAAGAGACAACAAAGAUUUGAAUGCUUUAACAGGGUUUUACUUACUGGAUCAAGCUCUACACAUUUUUAUUCUGGAAGGACUGAAGGAUGAAGCCAUCAAAACGCUCUGGGAAACAGCCCCUGUAGAGUUGGCUGAAGAUGUAGAGAAGCAUGUCACAGUUCUUUAUAACUCAGGUUUACGCUUCUCAAAAAGGCUUUAUGACACUCUGGAUGUUGGGUUGAGUCCAAUUCAUCUCCACAAACCACUAGAGACCAUCAUGAAACAACCCCUGGUGUACAUCAGAGACUCAGUUCCUGACUCAUGCCUACAAGCCAUGUUACGAAUAAACCACCUCUGCCAAGUAAGUAAACUUGAAGAAGUGGUAAAAAGCAGCCUGUUCCCAUCGGCUGAAAUGGUUCGUAGUUUGAGGAAUGAGUUUGGAAUUAUUCCUAGCAGAGGAGUGGAGAAAUUAAUGCCAGACAGCGGUGAGGCAAAGGUUGUUGUGCAUUCUCAUCUGUCGCAUAAAAGAAAAUACACACCCCUCGACAGCUUCAAUAAAAAUUAUCUGGCUUGGAAACACAGUCAAGCAAAUCAAGAGCUUUACACAAAACACUUUAUACAGGCCAACAUUGAGGACAUCCAAAGAGCAACAAGUGAUUUACAGACGCUAAAGCCAAAAGUGUUUGUAGCUGAAGUUGAUGAUGGUCAGUUGGCCCACAACUACAGUAUUCAGACAUUUAACUCCACCAGUCUGGCUAAGGAGCUCCUGCGUAAGGAAAUGGCAAAGGUUCCAUCUCGCAGGUUCACCUAUAGCCAGCAUUACCACUCCCUCUCAGUCGACCCUGUUGAUAUAGAGGAUGAGCGCAAGGCCUUGGAGGCCAGGUCCAGAGCUGCAUGGCGUACCUGGAAAGGCUUCAUCUGCCACGAUGUCAGGAACAGCAUGGAAUCCAACCAACACCCCCAACAGCCAGAUGAGGCUCGGGUGGACGAGCUCAGAAAGCCCUGGAAAGAGAACAUUCUUCAUGAGAACAUACUUAAGCCAGUUUUGAACAGAACCACAUGGCCUUGGAGCAAACGGCACGAGGACUUCGAGCUUUACAGGAAACCACCUGCUGUUUUUAGUCCAGCUCCCCCAAUUACUAUUCACCUCGCAGGAGAAGUACUUCGUCAGGAACAGCUUCAAGCGGCACAUGCGCAGUAUGUCAGAUGGCGGAAUAAAAUCUUGCCUGAAAAAGAGUCUGCAAGUUGCGGUCGAGUCCCAGAAUUCAAGUGCCAUACGCGAAGAGUAGGCCUAGACAAACUACAUGACAUUUUGAAAGACAAGCCUAUGAAGCUAUCUCUGAGAGCAUGGACAGGAUCAUUGCCUGUGCCAUACACUGACCCCCACAAGGAGGAAAAACUGGAGCUCAGUCAUUUGCCAGACAAACGCACAAAAGCAAAACGCGACAGUGAACAUAGCAAGCCACAGUUUAGACGUUACUGGAGGUCACACUCCUUUCAGCACAAGAGAACUGCAUCGCCUUUUACAGACGAAGAAAAAAGUUUGUACGUCUUUCAAAGACCCCUGAAUCCCACCAUGAAGUACACAGAUUUGGCUGACAUCCAGCACAUGCACAAUGUCGUAGAAACAAGGACCAUUAACGGUCUUGAUGUUCACAUUAAGUAAAAAAGCUGGUACU
Messenger RNA from Clarias gariepinus (North African catfish), 3777 nucleotides. RefSeq names its product cilia and flagella associated protein 92 (putative) (gene cfap92). Bases 102 to 3764 code for a protein of 1220 amino acids. The transcript is spliced from 19 exons. The record is from RefSeq and is a predicted model, not a curated record. Lineage: Eukaryota; Metazoa; Chordata; Actinopteri; Siluriformes; Clariidae.